This is a messenger RNA of Malaya genurostris, 3816 nucleotides long. RefSeq names its product DNA-directed RNA polymerase I subunit RPA2 (gene RpI135). The record is from RefSeq and is a predicted model, not a curated record. The coding region runs from base 406 to 3795 and encodes 1129 amino acids. Gene Ontology annotation, cellular component: RNA polymerase I complex; nucleus. Gene Ontology annotation, molecular function: ribonucleoside binding; DNA-directed RNA polymerase activity; DNA binding. The transcript has 5 exons. Gene Ontology annotation, biological process: DNA-templated transcription. Lineage: Eukaryota; Metazoa; Arthropoda; Insecta; Diptera; Culicidae.
CGAAAAAAAGCAGGAACAUUUCGCAAUAAUCGAAAGAGAAAGUAAGCAAAGAGAAUCUUUCAUUGUUACAUUCAUCGUUUUAAACAUUUUAUGCAGAUGUAUGAAUCACUUGAAUUUUUUUCGAAGAAACUAAUAGCAGUUAGUUUUAUUUAAGAGUGUAUAAUCGUUACGCUAGCGUUACCUACAUGCCCACAAACCAACUUUGCUACCCUUCCAUUUGAUUCAUCUUGACGUGUUGUUUACAUUCAUGUGAUCACGAACACUAACGUAACAUUCAAAAUCUGUCACUUUUGUUGCGCUGUCUUGCGGCUAGCAGCAUGCUUUGACUUGCAGCACAUUAUAUGUUAUUCCUAGUAGCUAGAAUAAUUUCAAAAGUUUACAAAUUUAUUCUUAUAAAAUCAUACAAUGAGAAAUUUUCCUGUGCUUACAAACUCGAAACCUCAGUUCCGAGCUAUUCCCAGAAAACAGAAUCAGAUUCUCGCCAACCUUGGCGCACCACACAUAGAAUCGUUUAAUUACAUGCUAGACAAGGGUAUCGAUGAUGUCAUUCAACAUUUGGAUCCGGUCGAGUUUGAACUAGCAAACAAAAGUCGAAUCCAACUGAGGAUUGCAAAUUGCCACAUUGCAAAACCCACGAUUCCGCUAGGCCAAAUCAACGUACGAGAGAAACGUAUAUUCCCUUCCGAAUGUCGACAGAAGAACGAAAACUAUGCCGGCAUGUGUUCGGUAGUCGUGGACUGGAGCGUGGACGGACAGCCGAAGCCACCGAUAACGAAAGAUGUUGGUCCGCUUCCUGUGAUGCUACGAUCGAAAGCAUGCAAUCUGGAUGAAAUGUCGCCAGCUGAGCUGGUAGAACAGGGGGAACACGAGGAUGAAUGGGGAGGACAUUUUAUUGUACACGGACAGGAAAAACUGAUCCGUAUGUUGAUUAUGACCAGACGGAACUUUCCAAUUGCCUUGAAUAGAAACACGUGGAAAGACCGAGGAAAGGAUUUCAGUAGCACCGGUGUUAUGAUUCGUUGUGUCAGGACGGAUCAUACAUCCACGCAAAAUGUGCUUCAUUAUCUUGUGAAUGGAACAGCGAAACUUAUGUUUUCUAUUCGGAAAUCACUCACAUUUGUACCGAUCGUGAUGCUACUCAAGGCCCUCUCUAGUUUUACGGAUAAUGAAAUUUUCAAACGGUUGACGACCGGUUUCGAGGAAGACCAAUACUACAAACAUUGUAUCCAGAAUAUGCUUCGAGAACUGCAUGAGGAAGGCAUUCACAAUCAAGUUGAGUGCAAAUGUUAUAUAGGAAAUGUGUUUCGCUCAAAACUUACCUUUCUCCCGUCCUGGUACAGCAACGAAGAUCUAGCCAAUUAUCUGAUGAGGUCUUGUGUUCUAAUCCAUCUGGAGAAUGAUUUGGACAAGUUCAAUUUGCUGGUCGUCAUGAUGCAAAAAUUGUUUACGGCAGCUCAAGGUCGCUGCAAAACGGAAGGUGCCGACAGUGUGAUGAUGCAGGAACUGCUUCUCGGUGGCCAUCUCUACCAGAAGCUACUGCGGGAGCAUUUUGUUUCCUUUCUAAACGGAAUGAAGUUUAAUCUUCUGAAACUUUGCAGUGAUGUUGAUGCUUCCUUGAUGCAAAACGAUGUAAUUAUGGCAUGUAAAAAUACGUCAAAUUUUGAUCGAUCCUUCGGAAACUUUCUGGCUACGGGAAAUCUGCCCAAGGCUAGCGAAAUGGGUCUUAUGCAAGACUCCGGUUUGGUGAUAAUUGCCGAAAACAUCAAUCGAAUGCGGUACAUGUCGCAUUUUCGGGCUGUUCACCGUGGCUCGUUUUUUGUCACGAUGAGAACCACUGAAGCGCGGCAGCUGCUACCGGACGCGUGGGGAUUUAUUUGUCCGGUUCACACCCCCGAUGGCACACCUUGUGGCUUGCUGAACCACCUGACAUCUAAUUGUCUCGUUUCCGGCCGUCCGGAUCCAGUGAAAGUACGUAACAUCGAACAGUACUUGAUUCAAUAUGGAAUGCUUCCUGUGAAUGUUUUAUCCUUCGGAGAGAAUUACGCCAAAGAAAGCUUCCCAGUGAUGCUGGAAGGCAGGAUUAUCGGUAAUAUUCCUCGCAAUAUUGCAAGUCAAGUCGUACACCAACUUCGGUUGUUGAAAAUCGAAGGAAAGAGCAUACCGAACACCACCGAAAUUGUGCUAAUUCCUUUUGUAGAAGGGGGCCAAUAUCCGGGACUGUAUAUUUUUAUCGGAGCGGCACGAAUGGUACGUCCGGUGAUGAACCUGAUAGUGAACAAAGUCGAACUGAUCGGAACGUUCGAACAGGUGUACAUGGACAUUUGCAUUACGCCCGACGAAGCGUAUCCGAAAGUGACCACCCACAUGGAACUGUCGAAAACAUCCUUCCUCAGCAAUCUGGCUAUGUUGAUUCCGAUGCCCGAUUGCAAUCAGUCACCUCGUAACAUGUACCAGUGUCAAAUGGGUAAACAAACGAUGGGAACUCCCUGCCACAAUUGGCAGUUGCAGUGCAUAGCGAAAUUCUAUCGGUUGCAAACGCCCGCUACGCCACUCUUCCGACCGGUUCAUCAUGACAACAUCAAUCUGGACAAUUACGCCAUGGGAACGAAUGCUGUGGUGGCCGUUAUAUCUUAUACCGGUUAUGACAUGGAGGAUGCGAUGAUCAUUAAUAAAUCGGCUUUUGAGCGAGGCUUCGCCCACGGUACUGUGUACAAAAAUGAAAUGAUCGAACUGAAGGGAGAUAGUUUUUUCGCUCGUGAUCCACGUAAUGAAUACCUGAAACCCUACCUGGACAACGAUGGUCUUCCGUUCCGGAGUGCUCUGCUCACACAUAAAAAUCCUCUGUACUGCUACUUCGACACGGGCGAUCACACCUACCACGUGGUAAAGUUUGACGGUCAAGAAGAGGCAAUUGUGGACAACAUCAAGCUGUGUGCUGCAAUUUCGGGUAGCGCACCGAAACGGGCCGUCAUCACGUACAGAAUCGUGCGCAAUCCCAAUGUUGGUGAUAAAUUUGCUUCGCGAGCCGGUCAGAAAGGUAUCUGCUCUCAGAAAUGGCCAGCGGUUGAUCUUCCCUUCACUGAGUCGGGAAUGAUUCCAGAUAUCAUCUUUAAUCCGCAUGGGUUCCCCUCGCGAAUGACAAUUGCCAUGAUGAUCGAAACAAUGGCAGGGAAAACGGCAGCCUGUCACGGAUUGGUUCACGACGCAACACCUUUCCGGUUCACCGAGAACAACACGGCGAUUGAUUAUUUUGGACGACUACUGGAAACCAGCGGAUAUAAUUAUUUCGGAACGGAGCGCAUGUACAGUGGUGUAGAUGGACGUGAAAUGAAAGCGGAUAUCUUUUUCGGGAUUGUCCACUAUCAGCGUUUGCGUCAUAUGGUUUCGGAUAAAUGGCAGGUCCGUUCAACUGGUCCGCUAGAUCAGCUGACUCAUCAACCGAACAAAGGUCGUUCGCGGGGUGGUGGUGUUCGUUUUGGCGAAAUGGAACGAGACGCGUUGAUAGCGCAUGGUGCUUCAUUUCUGCUACAAGACCGGCUGUUCCAUGGUUCCGACAAAAUAACCACACUGAUUUGCAAAGGAUGCGGUACGUUGCUUGGACCGAUCGGCAGCAUCACCAAGAAGGUGGCGUCGAAUACGGCGGAAACGCAACGGACACCGGCCACCUGCAGACUCUGCCAAAGCGACCGUGACAUAGGGUACGUGGAAAUCCCGUACAUUUUUAGGUUCCUGGUGUCACAGCUAACCGCCAUGAACAUCAAUGUAAAGUUAGAGCUGGCAACUCCAUCGGUGUGAAAAUUGAUAAUAAAUUGUUAA